AUGGACCGUGAGCUCAAGAAGUUGGAGAUGGCAGUGGCCACUGUCAACCGGGCAAACAGAGUCGUCAAGAGAGUCCGCUACCGCCUCAAAGAGCCGUUCAUCAGUCAAGCUGUCAUUAAAGCUAAGCAGGCCGCCCAAACCAACGGUUUCUUCAAGCUCCCUUCCGAACUCCAGCAUCGCAUCUGGAAACUCCUUCCCACUGUGGCGGAUCGCCUGGCGCUUGCGCUCACUUGUAAAGAGACUGCGAUUAUGUUCGAGGCCACCAAAAGCAUCAAACUGGCGGACGGCAAGACGUUCCUGUUCCCGAAGCCACAACGUACCACCAAGUCCCACCGUUUGCAAGUUCUGGUCCGUCUGCGAUCUUGGGUCCCGGCUAAAUAUCAACUCUGCUACCGCUGCAUUCAGUACAUCAACCUGGAGGACGAUACCAACAAUGGGAACUGGGGAGGAAGUACUCAUAUUGUGGAUCAAGGCCUGAUGACCGAGAAGGCAAUGAGAAAAGGACCGCGCUGUGCUCUUUGUGUGUUGGCCGACAAGCUCGAGCUGGCCAGCCACAAGGAAGCUCACAAGAAGUUCAAGCAGCUGGCACGCCGUUAUGCUCUCGCCUAG
This is a messenger RNA of Exophiala dermatitidis NIH/UT8656, 609 nucleotides long. RefSeq lists its product as uncharacterized. The transcript is spliced from 2 exons. The record is from RefSeq and is a predicted model, not a curated record. NCBI's taxonomy places the organism in Eukaryota, Fungi, Ascomycota, Eurotiomycetes, Chaetothyriales, Herpotrichiellaceae. Bases 1 to 609 code for a protein of 202 amino acids.